Messenger RNA from Adelges cooleyi (spruce gall adelgid), 930 nucleotides. Its product is annotated as BTB/POZ domain-containing protein 9-like. Lineage: Eukaryota; Metazoa; Arthropoda; Insecta; Hemiptera; Adelgidae. The transcript is spliced from 8 exons. The record is from RefSeq and is a predicted model, not a curated record. Gene Ontology annotation, biological process: modulation of chemical synaptic transmission; circadian behavior; adult locomotory behavior. Bases 1 to 930 code for a protein of 309 amino acids.
AUGUCUAAGCUUUCUCUAGAAAGUCUUAGUGGAGCAUUUCCUGCUCCAACAGGAUAUGCAUCGUCUUCGUCCAAUCCGGCUGGUUACGACCAAAUCGACCACUCUCAUAUGUUGGUCGACGACCUUAGCGAUCUGUGUCUAAACAAAAGGUUUUCGGAUGUUGACUUAGUUAUUAAAGUUAUUGUGGAAUUAUUAAUUCUCUCGUGUGAAUUUUUUUUUACAAACUUACAAUAUUCACUGACCGAGUAUUUGCGGAGGAACAUCAAUGUAGACAACGCAAGUUCGUUGUUUGUUGUAGCACAUUCCUACCAAAUCAAAGACCUCGAAAACGAAUCACUUAAUUUUAUCGACAUCCACGUUUUGGACGUAUUGCAAUCAGACGAUUCUCGCUCUUUGACUCCCGAAGCAUUUCAACUAAUUCUUAAUUGUGACACGGCUUAUGCUAACGAAUUGGAUAAAUUCCGUGCAGUUUGUCGCUGGAUCAAAAAGAACCGAAACAAACUAGUUCCUGAUGCUAAAACCAAAAUUUUAUCUGCUGUCAGAUAUCAGCUUAUGAACGAUGAAGAACUGGCUGAAGUUAGGCAAUCAGAUAUGGUUCGUUCGAAUAGAAAUAUUUUGGACGUCAUAAAUUUGAGAAUAGAGUCCCUCCCACAAGAAUUUGACGAUCGAGGACGAUUAGAACCCAAUGUAAAUUUCGCUGAAGAUACACCCAAUGAGAUUUCUCAAAUUGAUGGCGGUACCAUGAUCAUGUUGGAUCUUCCAUCCAACAUAAACUAUAUUGAAAUGGAAUUAAACGACGAACAAGCAAUGCAUUACACUUAUUACAUUGAAGUAUCAACGGAUAAACGUCAAUGGUUGCGUGUAAUAGAUCAUUCGAAUUAUCAUUGUCAGUAUACUCAACGUUUGUGGAUUAACCGAAUAUUUUGCUAA